Paramecium octaurelia is the source of this 416-nucleotide messenger RNA. Lineage: Eukaryota; Ciliophora; Oligohymenophorea; Peniculida; Parameciidae. The record is from the annotation of a GenBank genome assembly.
UUAUGAAUCCAGCUUAAAGUAUCGCCUAACAAUUCCUACAAUAAUACUAUUAGACAUUGAUGACCAAUAAAAUGGCUUUGAUUUAAUUUUACACUGAUGCAUCAAUUAUGACAUAUGGUAAUUAUAUUUACAAUCUUUUAGGCGGAGAACAAUACAAUGGAUUAAAAGCAAUUAAUGAAAAAUUAGAAUCAUUAGCAUUCUAAUAGAUUGUAUAUAAGGUUGACGACAUGGAUGUUUAACCAGGAGCAGUUUAGAAUUCUCUUUUCCUCUUUGUUACAGGGACAUUGCAAAUGGAUGGCUCAGAUACAUUUAAAUUCUCUCAGAGUUUUCAGAUCCUUCCAAAUGGUUAAGGAGGAUUAUACGUACAUAAUGAUAUUUUCAGAUUGGUUUAUUGAAAUAUUAAUAAUAAAAUUAUU